Messenger RNA from Cuculus canorus (common cuckoo), 1248 nucleotides. It is a transcript of the gene DCAF11, whose product is annotated as DDB1 and CUL4 associated factor 11. The record is from RefSeq and is a predicted model, not a curated record. The transcript has 11 exons. NCBI's taxonomy places the organism in Eukaryota, Metazoa, Chordata, Aves, Cuculiformes, Cuculidae. Gene Ontology annotation, molecular function: protein binding. Gene Ontology annotation, biological process: proteasome-mediated ubiquitin-dependent protein catabolic process. Bases 1 to 1248 code for a protein of 415 amino acids. Gene Ontology annotation, cellular component: Cul4-RING E3 ubiquitin ligase complex.
AUGUCAGAGGGGGUCAAGGUGGCCGUUUGGGGUGACAUAGAGAGGUCACGUAGGGGUCGGGGGGGGUCACGUGGUGACGCCGAGAGGGUCACGUGGGCGCGCCGCCACGAUCCUGCCGUCACUCCCGGGUUUUCCCCGCCUACUUCCGGGUUUUCCCACCCACUUCCGGUGCGCCCCGGAAGUGGCGGCGGCGGCGCGAGCGGCGAGAGGCCCCUCCCCCUUCCUGCUGGAGCUACAAAGGGGAGUGGGGAGGGGAGGGGCCAGGAUCACGUGACCCGGAGGCUGCGAGAGCGCGAGUGGGGCCGGAACUUCUCCCCAUUGGAACGCAACCACCUCAGCUCCCGUUUCCUGCCCAACACCGAGGUCUUCGCUGUCACGUACCCCCACAAGGUCUUCUGUGGGGUCUUCAACGACGAUGGAUCCCUCUUCGUCUCCGCCUGCCAAGACCAUUCCCUGCGGGUGUUCUCGGCUGUGGGGUCGGAGCUGCGGCCGUUGCGCUCCACGCGGGGCCGCGACGUGGGGUGGAGUAUCCUCGACGUCGCCUUCACCCCCGACGGCGCCCACGGCCUCUACUGCAGUUGGUCCCCCUACGUGCACAGCUUCAACCUCCACGGGGAGGACGAGACCCACACGGCGAUGGACCUGCGCCCCCCGGAGCGGCGCUUCGCGCUCUUCUCCCUCGCCGUGGGGCAGGGAGGCCACGAGGUCUUUGGCGGCGCCAACGACGGCUGCGUCUACGCCUACGACCGUGGGGCCCAGCGGCGCGUCCUGAGGGUGGAGGCGCACGAGGCGGACGUGAACGCGGUGGCGGUGGUGGACGCUGGGGGGCAGUUGGUGGCCACGGGGGGGGACGAUGGCCUCGUCCGCGUGUGGGACCGCAGGGGCCUCGGCAGCCACCGCCCCGUGAGCCGCAUGGCCGGGCACCGCGGGGGGGUCACCUUCCUCCACUGCCCCGGCGACGGGCGGCACCUGGUGUCCAACUCCAAGGAUCAGACGGCGAAGCUGUGGGACCUGCGGCGCCCGGCGGGGGAGGGGGCGGUGGCCGCCGCCCGCAGAGCCGUCACCACCCACCCCUGGGACUACCGCUGGGAGGAGGCGCCCCCCCCCGCGACCACGUGUCUGCCGGGGGACCCGUCGCUGGUGACGUUCCGGGUCACGUGGUGCUGCACACGCUGCUGCGGGUCCGCCUCGCGCCGGCGGGGGGGCGCGCGCUGGGGGCGGGGUGCGCCUCGGGCCAAGUGUGGGUGA